Striga hermonthica is the source of this 1506-nucleotide messenger RNA. The record is from the annotation of a GenBank genome assembly. Lineage: Eukaryota; Viridiplantae; Streptophyta; Magnoliopsida; Lamiales; Orobanchaceae.
AUGUCUUCUUCAAAAUCAAAUCGGCCUAGAAAAUUUGAAUCGGGUUGGGACAAGCUCAAGAAAAAACGAAGAAUAGAUGCUUUAGUCCAAUUCCAGAAAGGAGCUAUAGAUAGGUUUGUUACAAAAUCUACACAAGUGUCAUCUGAUAAUCCGAGUCCAACACCUGACCAUGGGCAAGCAGUUGAUAAUAAUAUUGAUAGUGAUUCUGUAAAUCCUUCAAAAAAUAAUGUUGAAGUUGAGGAAGCUCUUCCUGGCAGCACAAAUACAAAUAGUGAUGACUUGAAUCCCUCUUUAGAUGCUAGCGAUUCUUUUCAGCCUGAUAUAUUUGAUCCAAGAUAUUGGGAUUCACUUGAUCGUCAACAAGUUGACAUUUUAGCACAAAAGGGACCCAAAAGAGACUUACUAAUUCAGAAGGGUCCAAAGGAUAGGUUUUCCAGAAGGUUUUCUGCACUAUUUUAUACUAGGUUUUUAUCAAAUGGAGAGGGCUGUGAUAGGGAUUGGCUUGUAUAUUCUAAGGAACUUGAUAGAAUUCUAAAAGAUAACAUAACUGAAUUGACUGUCAAGUCAGUUUCAGCUACACGGUGGGAGAGUCGAAUUGACAGUGUUAAAGCUAUCAGAUUUCAAUGUGCAGACAUUCGGGAGGCUCUACUUCAGGUAUCUGAUAUUAAUAAUGAUCCGGGAAAGAGCAGUGAGGCUAAAGAAACAUUGAAGACCUUGGAUGACCAAGACUUGAAGUCUUCUUGUGAUAAUCUUGAGGCUGCCCUUAAAAAGGAUGGAAAAUCUGAUAUUGAUGCCAAAGAACUAUACAUGGAGUUGAAGUUUCUACGAGAAUUUAUUCCAGAAGAAAGAAUGGGGCCUAUUGAAAUUCUGUGGUUUUUAAAGGAUCAUGGUUGUUUUCCUAAUGCAACUAUUGCAUAUAGAGUUCUAUUGACUAUUCCUGUCACCGUUGCAUCAGCCGAUCGAAGCUUUUCUAAAUUGAAGCUAUUGAAGACUUAUUUGCGUUCUACAAUGACACAAGAAAGGCUUAAUGAUUUGGCUAUAAUAGCACUUGAAGACCCUAAUAACUCAAAAGGAGAAAUCUGCUCCAUAUCUCGUCGCUCUCCUCUCUCUCUCGUUCGAUCAAGCAGCAGAUCAAGGGAAGAUUUUCGAACGUCCAUCUUCACCAUCAUCCUUUAUCAUCUUUUCUCUCUACCACCAUCGUCAGGAAAGUCACCAUCAUCCCGUCAGGCCCUUUCGGCGUUGUUCCAGCAAGUUCUCCCCUCCGUCAUCGGACGUUUCCAACGGCCAUCAUCAUCAACCAGGCCCUUGUUUUCCGGCCGCUACCCUUCGUCCAUGUCGUGUGUUCAGGUCCCGGGCCCUUGCUGGUCAUGCCGCUACUGCACCUUCCUUCCGACGAGACGCGAGAAGCCGUCGAGCCUUGGUCCCGUCAUCCCCGUUCGUGCCCCGUCCCCUUUCUCCAAGUUUUUCUCGAGAACGGUACCGAGGCCCGAAUUCUCUUACGUCUAA